Molecule: messenger RNA, 414 nt
Organism: Iphiclides podalirius (scarce swallowtail)
Lineage: Eukaryota; Metazoa; Arthropoda; Insecta; Lepidoptera; Papilionidae
Source: the annotation of a GenBank genome assembly
AUGUGUUCCGUGCAGGUGACGAGGGACCAGACCUGUUCGAACCUGAGCGAUAUCACCUUAACAUUGUCCAAUGGUGUAGUUGAUGCCGUACCAGGUGUGGGCCACGUAAAAGGAGUUCUCCAUUAUGCUGUGGGAGAUGUAGAUGGUGGAAAUAAGGCCAUGUAUCAAGCUACUCGAUCGUCCCUUGUUCUGGCUGGCGGUGCAGUAGGAGCUAUUGGUGGACCCGCGGGUGCCCUUGCUGGUGCUUCUGGUGCUGGUUUGCUUACCGAUACCAUAUGUUCCGUUGCUACUAAACAACCUCAAGGAGUCGUCGAAGGGCUUAGCGAUGUUGCUUCAGAUUUUCUAAAUGGAAAUUUACCUGUUAAAUCAGUUAUAAAAACUGGACUUUUGGCAGGUUCGGAUUGGCAUGUGGAC